ACGUCACGCUUGCGGAGGAAGCUUCACAAACUGAUUUGGUUCAAAACAAAAAAUUAACAAAGCUGCCAAAAUGCUGACAGACGACGAUGACUUCUUCUACGAGGACAAAAUACAACGAGCAGGCGAACAGGCACCGCCAGUGCUCAUACAAUUUAAUGCGGAUUCCAUGGCCGACUUUGAGGCUGAAAAACCCAAAACGGAGGAUUUGAAAACAUCAGAUACGGAAAUUGCGGUGCUCUGCACUGGCCUCGACUUGGCGCCCGAGAACUUUGGACUGUAUUAUAAACAGAAAUAUGAGUUAGAUCGCUUGGGCAUGACCGUGACGACCAGCUCCGUGGUGAUAACCAAGGAUCAGAGCAAUCUAAUUGGCAUCAGCAUCGGCGGCGGAGCCCCAAUGUGUCCCUGUCUCUACAUAGUCCAGGUAUUCGAUGGCACGCCGGCCGCUCGGGAGGGUUCGCUGCAGUCGGGUGACGAGCUGCUGGCCGUCAAUUCGGUGAGCGUGAAGGGCAAGACCAAGGUGGAGGUGGCCAAGAUGAUACAAACGGCCACCGAGGAGGUCAUCGUGCACUUUAACAAGCUGCACGCGGAUCCGGAGCAGGGCAAAAGCCUCGACAUAAUCCUCAAGAAGCUGAAACAUCGCAUUGUUGACAAUUUGUCCAGCAAUACGGCGGAUACAUUGGGUCUAUCGCGUGCCAUACUCUGCAACGAUUCGCUGGUGAAGCGACUCGAGGAGCUAGAGGGCACAGAACUGAUGUACAAGGGCCUGGUGGAGCACGCGCGUCGCAUGUUGAAGGCCUACUACGAUCUGCUGCAGACAUACAAAUCCUUUGGCGAUUGCUUCACACAGAUCUCGGCGCAUGAGCCGCAGCAGCGCGCCUCCGAGGCAUUCCGCACCUUUGGCGAAUUCCAUCGAUCGCUGGAGAAGGAUGGCCUGGCCAUCAUCAAGCAGAUCAAGCCCGUGCUGGCCGAUCUGGGCACAUAUCUGAACAAGGCCAUCCCAGACACCAAGCUGACGGUGCGACGCUAUGCGGACGCCAAGUUCACGUAUCUCUCCUACUGUCUGAAGGUGAAGGAGAUGGAUGAUGAGGAGCAUGGCUUUGCGGCGCUGCAGGAGCCGCUCUAUCGUGUGGAGACGGGCAACUAUGAGUACCGUCUGAUCCUGCGCUGUCGCCAGGAUGCGCGCAGCAAGUUUGCCAAGCUGCGCACCGAUGUGCUCGAGAAGAUGGAGCUGCUGGAAUGCAAGCAUGCCAUGGAUCUGAACAAACAGCUGCGCAGCCUGCUCGAGAGUCUCGCGGAGCUGCACAAGAGUCUGGUGGAGCGUCUGGACACGCUGCCGCCGCUGUUCCCCAUUGAGGUGGACUUCAAGGAAACCGAUUUUCAGUACAAAUCCAGCACACUCAAGCCCCAGGAGCUGGACGAGGACGAGCUCGAAGCCAAUGCGCAACGUCGCAGCCACAAAGUCAUCUAUGGCCGGGAGGCCGUGGAGCAGCCGGCGCCCAUUGUCAAUGUGCCACCGUCCAGUUGUCCAGCCGCUGCCGAGUCCAAUGCCAGCGAGAAUGAGACGCUGCUUAAGGAGCUGGGCCUGCAAGAUGUGGAUUUGCUGUCCAAUCCGCAUACGAUUAGCAAUCAAAAGGAUUCUAUAUCCGCGCAGAACGAUGGCUACGAUUUCGAUUUGUUCCUGAACCAGGCAAAUGCCACCACGAGCCUCGAGCGGGACCUGAUGUCGGCGAAUGCUAGCGAAACUGAUUUGCUGCUGCAAUAAACUUUUAUUACUAUUUAUGUGCAAAUAUAAGAAGUGUUGAAAAACGCAAUUCACUUUGAAAGCUGCGCUUAACGGCUAAGGCUAGUAUGCUGUUCAAGCCAAGUGCUGUUAAAUAGACUAUGCAAACAUUGUAAAAGACCUUUUGCUUAUGCGUUAUGUGUGUGUAUAUAUGUUAUCCUAUACUUACAAUGAAAUAUAUACUUAUUAGAUAAUUA
Messenger RNA from Drosophila novamexicana, 1977 nucleotides. It is a transcript of the gene PICK1, whose product is annotated as PRKCA-binding protein. The record is from RefSeq and is a predicted model, not a curated record. Gene Ontology annotation, molecular function: protein domain specific binding; protein kinase C binding; phospholipid binding. The transcript has 5 exons. NCBI's taxonomy places the organism in Eukaryota, Metazoa, Arthropoda, Insecta, Diptera, Drosophilidae. Gene Ontology annotation, cellular component: synaptic vesicle; postsynaptic density; postsynaptic early endosome. The coding region runs from base 71 to 1762 and encodes 563 amino acids. Gene Ontology annotation, biological process: positive regulation of receptor internalization; regulation of Arp2/3 complex-mediated actin nucleation; intracellular protein transport.